AAUGCCGAGCCCAGUAAACGUACUCCCCCUGGUGGCGUUGGCAAGAAACAGGUCACCAGUAAAAUAGCAACGUUGUGGAAGAGGGAUGGCAGCCUGGAAAGGUCUCCUUCCCGUGAAAGUCCCCUGUCCUCAGCAUCCUCCUCUUUGUCCAAACUGCCCAUAUCCACUGUAAAGACAUCACCUGCCUCCACAAAACCCAGCAGCCUGCCUCCCUCAGGGUUUAAAACCAAAGCAGCCACGCUCCCCGCCUCAGCCAGUCUCACAGCCUCAAAAUCAGCCGGCGAUGGCAUCUGCAAGAGCGCCACCUAUGAGAAGCUUUCUUCAGAGGUCAAAGUCCAAGAAGGCAGGCACACGGGGAGACCGGCGAAGAAAUCUGCAGAAAUGUCCAAAAUUGCCAAACAGAAAGAAAGCACCGAGUCCCCUGAAACUGGGGUACGACGUGGUGAAGUGUUUGAGCUCUGCGAUGAUGAAGAUGAUGAGGAAUACUCCAGGGUGGACCGAGGGGUCAGCGCUAACUUGAUGUAUGACACAAAUGAAAGCCUGGAGAGCAGCGAGUUUGACGACUCUCCCACCAGUCGUCAUGGGGGCAGUGGGAAAAUCACCAGGCAGUCCACGUCUGACUCUGUGGACUCCUUGGACCAGUCCUGCGACCCUAGCCCCCACAUUGAUACCAGCACUUUCAGAAAAAAGAAACGGGACCCGAGCAUCUCAGAUUUCGAACUGCCCAAUGCCGAUGAGACAUGCAAGUCCAUGUGCUCGUUCAAUGACUCCAUGGGAUCUCCCCACACCAACAACAGUGUGCUCCAUCCUAGAACUAAAUUCAUCAAUGAGGACAGCAUCCUCAGUGAGAUGAGCAUCAGCGCCAUCUCCAACAAUGAUUCACAAAUCUCUAAAAAUGAGAAGAAAGGGAAGCAAAAUGAAGAGAAGACCGGGGGCAAAACCAAGUCCAAAGUUGCCCAGGGCCUGAAGCGCCUCUUUGGCUCCGGGCGCCACAACAAAGACAAGGAUAAGGAAUCCAAGUCAAAAAACUCUGAGACCUCCAGGUCAAAACCUUCUGAAAAAGAGCAGGGCAAAAGUAAGAAAAUAAACGGCAAGGACAAAAAAAAUUCAAAGGAUAAGAAAGAGUAUGAUUUUUUCAGCGCCAACAUCAAAAUUGAACCGUCCACGAUGUCGAAUUUUGAUGACAAACUCGUCUGCCACCAAGGGACGACGACACUGGCGACCACACCCAAGCCGAGUCAGCUGAGAACGGAGCACAAAGUCAGCCCGUCGGCAAUUGUUGCCCCUUUCAACUACAAUCCACCGGCGACCACUCCAACCAGCAGUGGCGGCAGCUCUCUGUUGGUGGUGGAUCUUUCAACGCCGGCCUCUUCCACAAAUGGCGAGGAUCACUCGGAGAGCCAGGACAAUGUCAGUUUGGGAUCCAAUCCUGAAAAGCACAUGACCAAGACUGAAAUGCUUUUGGCCAGACGCCGGCAGAAG
Lymnaea stagnalis (great pond snail) is the source of this 1482-nucleotide messenger RNA. The record is from the annotation of a GenBank genome assembly. NCBI's taxonomy places the organism in Eukaryota, Metazoa, Mollusca, Gastropoda, Lymnaeidae.